Molecule: messenger RNA, 786 nt
Organism: Lasiosphaeria miniovina
Lineage: Eukaryota; Fungi; Ascomycota; Sordariomycetes; Sordariales; Lasiosphaeriaceae
Exons: 1
Coding region: 1-786 (261 amino acids)
Source: RefSeq, a predicted model, not a curated record
AUGUCUUCGGAAUUCGGCCCCAUCGGGCCCCCUAUCUUCUCGUCCGACCGCCCAUGGCUCUGGGUACUCAUCCCCGUCGGCGUCGUGGUCACGCUUGCCGGGCUGGCCGUGUGGCUGCACACGCGCCGGCGCCGGCGGCUGCACCGCCUCCAGCAGCAGCGGCACGAAGACGGACUGCCCUACAACCUCCGCGACACGCGGCACCCGACGACGACACGGUCCCAUGGGGGCACGGGCAUGGCGACCACGCGCGAGUUCCCCAUCCCAUCACCACCAUCGCCGCCGCUCAUGGCAGCGUGGGCGCCGCCGUCGCAGCCGGCCACCGCGGCCACAGGGGGGUCAUCACGGACCCGCGCCGCGCGCUUCGGCGGCGGCUUUAGCGCCCGCCAGCAGGAGGGGCUCAACGAGUUUGGCGAGGCGCCGCCGCCCUACGAGAAGCGUCUCUCGGCCGGCAAGGGCGACAAGGCGGCAGCGGCAGCAGCGGCAAUACCGCCGAGAAGCGAUUCGGGCGCCGACGCCGACGUCGACACCGACGCCGUCGAGAUGCAGAGCAGCACAGCUUCGCCGUCCCUGGAUGCCACGACAACCGCCAUGACGACGCCUGAUUCGGCGUCAUCUGUUGUCUUCCACGAACUCCCGGGCAGUAGUCCAAGCCCGCCGCCCCCGCCCCCGCCGCCGGCUUAUCCCGAACCACCUACGGCCGCGGGUUCAAGCGGCUCAGGCGGUGGUGGUGCUGAUGCUACUGUCGUGCGGCCGCCUUCCCCCGCGCUGUUGCCCGAGCGGUAG